GCCAAUUGAAAGCAAAGGGCGGGCCCAAGGGCGUGUUCCGGAAGGCGGUGUGGGCGCAGGUGCGGAGACUGGGCUGCCCGGCUGCGGCCUCCGGCGGCCGGCAGUAUGGAGGACGGUUCCUUGGAUCUCAUCCAGAGUAUUGAAGAUGACCCCCUUCUGGACACCCAGCAUCUUCCACAUCACUCUUUACAUGCUCAUUUUUGGCCCAGAUUCCACCCUCUUCCUACAGUCAUCAUAGCAAAUCUUCUCUUGCUGAUACAUCUUGUGUUUGUUAUUUUAGCACUUCUAACAGGUGUGCUUUGUUCUUACCCCGAUCCAAUGGAGGACACGUGCCCGGGAAACUACACCAACCCAUUGAAAGUGCAGACAGUCAUAAUCCUCGGAAAAGUUAUUUUGUGGAUUCUGUAUUUCCUUCUUGAACAAUACGUCCAGUAUCACCAUUGCAAAGUAAGAAACCGAGGUUAUAACAAGAUCUACCGGUCAACAAGACAUCUGAAAAGACUUCCGCUGAUGAUACACUCCACUGGCAGCACGGCACUCCUCCUCCUCCUCUGCCUGCAGCACUCCUUCCCUGAGCCCAGCACAUGGUACCUGGACCUCAUUUUGGCCAUCCUGGCCCUGGAGCUGAUCUGUUCCCUGACGUGCCUGCUUGUGUACACAGUGAAAAUCCAAAAAUUUAAUAAAGCCAAGCCACAGCCUGACGUACUUGAAGAAGAGAAAAUCUAUGCUUACUCCAACAAUAUUACCUCAGAGACUGGAUUCAGGCCUCUCUCAAGCCUGGAGGAGGUUGUGGAGAAGCAGGGAGACAUCAUAGUGUACCUGAAGCGGCACAACGCGCUCCUCAGUCAGCGGCUGCUGUCCUUCUCAUCCUCUGACCUCGGCUCUCAGCCAAGUGGGAUUUGACAGCAAUUCCAGAGGAACCAGAAUCACUUAAGACUGAUCAACUCCCUGACAAGGUGUCACAAGAGAUUGCAGCUUUGCCAAGUACCAUUCUACAGUUUCUGUUGGAAACCUGAAUCUGAUUCUCACCUGUGUGACUGUUUAAUAAGUAGGACACACGGAUCAUUUGAAAGGCACUUUGAAGAGCCUUGAUAACUCAUGGAAGAUAUAUAUUUUGCACAUUUUGAAAUUAUUUAACCACUUAGUUUAUCCUAGGUCAAAGUGUAGUUUAAACAUCUCCUUGGCCAACACUUUUUCCAUACUCUUUGAAACUUGGUGAUAAUUUGUCUUUUUGUAAAGAAAGUCUGACAUGACAACCUACUUAAAAUGGGGUUUUGAUCAAAUGAGUUUUUUCCACUUUUAUACAGGUGAGAGAAGUCAUCAUUUCUCAUGAUUAGUGGUUUUUUCCAUGGAGCCUGUGUAUUUUAUAUGCUUCUGUGGUUUUAGAUAUCCUUGGCCCUUAUAGUUUUUAUAAAGAAUUUCCCACUAGGUGAUUUACCUUCCAAACCCUACAGUUUUCCAUCCUCCAGAAGAUGUGAAGUUUACUUGGAGCAGUGUUAGGCCAACCGGUGCCGCCUGUGACUGCAGCAGGGGCUGUGCCUGGCAGCGCCUGAAACGGAGAGGACUUCAGGCUUUCUCUUUCUUUCCUUUGACCCUUCUUUGAGAGAUUGCUGUUUCAGUAUUGACCAGUUCUCAUUGAAUCAAUAAGUUCACCGAUUUAAAAGGAGUCUUCAGUGGCUUUUAGUUUGUCUGAAAGAAAAAAAAGAACUUUUUUUAAGUCUUGGAUUAUACUUAAAAAUUAUGGGAAAAAUGUCUUAUCAACUGUUUAUAUACAGAUAUUAAACAUAUAUAAUUCUUCAGAUAAAAUGAAGCAUUUCUCUGUGUAAAUGGCAUUUUUCCUCCAUUUUUCCUGCUUUGCCCUUUUCAUUAAUCAGUUUGCUUUGGCACCUUUCCAUGCUGCCUCAGAAAACUUCUUGCUUGAAUGCUUAAUGAGAGAGGGGAUAUUUGUGAUUAGGUAUGCUGCUAAAAAUCUCUUUUGUAUUUAGCUGAAUAAUGAAUAUUUGAUUUAAAAAUCUUUGAGCUAUACAUAACUGUUUGACAAAGAAUGACUUCAGUGGGUCAUCCCACACUUAUGAAAUGGUACACGUCUAUUUCCUUCAGAUACAGCCCUCUCAGAGCACUCUCAGGAUUUUCUGCUGAGGUCAGGUGAUUGAUUGCUUGUCACCUGCAGUCAGCCCCAUUGAGUCCCCAAAAGUGACAGCAUUCACAAACUAAACCCGAAGUUGUAUUUUUAAAUUUAAAAUUAUAUCCAGGUUUCCUGACUUUCUCUUCCUCCCUUUUUUUCUUUUUCCCUUCCUUUUAGCAUUUCUCAAAGCUGUGGAAAUUUGUCUCUGUGCCCUGGAGAGCUUUUGCCUUUAGCUGUUUUCCUUAAGGAAAGCACUGGUGGUAGGUGAUUAAUGCUCAUAUAUAUUUUUCAAACUCAAUUUGUAUCUAUCAUCAAUUUCUAAGGUUAUGAGAUGAACUUUGGUUUACAGAGAAAAGUAUAGUUUAAAUGUUAGAAUAGUCAAGUUCUAAUGGGAUGUCUGUAUAAUCACCAACACACUUUUCUAAACAAAAUGCUGAACAUUUCAAACAAUAAAAGAAAUUUAAAAAAGAAUGAACCAAACAGUUUAAAUGUUAAUCAUUCUGUGCACCAGAGACAAUGUGCUAGCACCAUGGAUAGAAAAAUUAGUGAGACAGUCCUUGUUUAAAACUUACACUCUAAGGAGAGGACUAGGAUUUCCAGGCUCUGUGCUGUGUGAGAUGAUGGCAGCAACUGCAAGAUAGCACAGGGGCUCCAGGUCAGAGAUUUCUCUGGCGGGGAGGGGGGAGGAGAAAGCUUUAGGAACUCCAGGGAAAUUCAUGAGUAAACAAGAAGUGCGAUAGCUACUGAGGACCAUACGUGCUGUGUAUAACUUGAGCCCAAAGUGUGAGGCAGGACUGGGAGGAGGAACAACCAAGAUUCUGGGGACCCUGACCCUGCGCUGGAAUGGGUCCCACUGAAGAGUUCUAGGCAGGGAAGUGGCAAUUGGUUUUAGUUUCAGGAAGAUCAGACUGUCAGGGUGGGAUGGGAAAAUGGGUGGCAGAGUCCGUGGUGCUGAAUGAACAAAGGCAGGUGGAGUAACAUUUUAUUAUGCGUAUGUAUGUUUAUAUCUGUGAUGUACAUUUUAUUGUGCGUAUGUAUGUUUAUAUCUGUGAUGUACAUUUUAUAGUGCAUGUGUAUGUUUAUAGCUGUGAUGUAUUUCUAUAUUGUUAAUUUGAAAAUUGUGUUUCAAAUGACAGUAGCAUCAUGACUUACUGCAUUUCUUUGAAUAUUAAUGAGGUUGACUUUUUUUUUUUUCAUUCUUUGUCCUUUUACAAAUCUUUUGUGAUGUACAUGCGUAAGCCUUUUGCUUAUUAUUCUCCUAGGAUAUUCUUUUUCUUAACAAACAUGAUCUGCCUUUCUAUAUCAGGAUAGUCUUCAGUUUAUAGUUGUUGGGAAUGUUUUCUAAUUUGUUUGGGGUUCUUUUGCCAUGAACUCUUCAACUACAGCCUGGAUUCUGUCCCUGCAGCAUUGGUGGGACUGACACAAAUAGAUCCCUAAAGUACAUUGGGUGAAAGCCAGGAGUAUCUUGAGGGAAUUUUAAUAUACCCAGACUUGGAAAUUCCCUGGAGUUCCAAUGAUUAGGGCUGCUCUGCGCUUUGACUACUGAGGGCCCAGAUUUAAUCCCUGAUCAGGGAAGGAAGAUGCAAGCUGCACAGCAAGGCCAAAUAUAUUUGUAUACACACACACACAUAGGCUUCUGCUGGGGGCCUUUUUCUUCAUCCAGAGAUUCAAACAGAGGUCUUAUGUGAAUUGAGUUAAUUCUUUUUCCUUUUUUCUCUAAGACAGGGUUCUCCAUCCUUGGCGCUAUGGGCAUUUUGAGUUGUAUAAUCUUUGUUUCAGGGACUGUCCUGUGCAUCAUAGGAUGUUUAGCAGUAUGACCACUGGGAUGCCUGUAGCAACCUCUAGUUGUGACAACCAGAAGUGUCUCCGUGUGACAGCAGGAUGAGCACAGCCCAGCAGGCAGCCAUUGCUGUGCCUUAUUACUCCGCACCCUGUUGCUAGGCAACAGGUCCUGCUCAACUGUUGGCUGGUACCUCAGUAGGCCCUGCCCACAAGCAAGCAUCAAUGAACGGCUGUUAGUUGCCCUGCCCAGCUAUUGGUCAGCACCACAGUGGGCCCUGCCCACAAGGAACUGUCAAUGAGGGAACACUAGGGAAAUGAUUCAGCCAGGGUCAGUGGUGUGGUGGUGAUCAGGUGGAGAGUGAGGUAAGAGGCAGAUUCAGGCUUCUCCUGGAGGCCCUCCAGCUUACCCAGCCUUGGGCCAACGGGUGAGCUGGCAGGCCCAGGGAGCAGGCUGGACACUCUGUCCUGCAGGGCUCCAGAGCCCUCACUCAGGCCCUCCAUGCCGAGGCCCAGGCCUUGAGGCAGCAGUGAACCUGUCUGUGACCUAAUAGCAGUGUCCGUUUGUCUGGGUCACAGUCUGUGAGACCUGGUCUCCCCUACUCGGGCAGCCUGAGGAGACUGAGGGCCAGUUUGGUCGGAUGCCCGACUCCAUCAGGGGUGACAGGUGGGCAGCGUGCGGAGCCUGACCCUGAGGAGCUGAGCUCUGCCUCCUCUUAGCCAGGACUGGGACCUUGGAGGGUGAAAGUUGUGCCUUGGGACUUCGCCCUUUCUUGUCAGGACAGAGUAACAUUAUUCUGUUAAUAAUAAAUGAAUAACAUUCGUUUGGUAGAGAUUUACAGGAAAAUUGUUACUGGACCCCAAGAACAAAGGAUCUGACACCAAGAAGUUUGCAACAACUAACUACCUGUCCCUCAAUUUUUGCUUUUAAAGGGGCUUGCUAAAAGCUUUCAGUAA
Messenger RNA from Cervus elaphus (red deer), 4861 nucleotides. It is a transcript of the gene TMEM192, whose product is annotated as transmembrane protein 192. Lineage: Eukaryota; Metazoa; Chordata; Mammalia; Artiodactyla; Cervidae. The record is from RefSeq and is a predicted model, not a curated record. Gene Ontology annotation, cellular component: lysosomal membrane; late endosome. The transcript is spliced from 6 exons. The coding region runs from base 106 to 903 and encodes 265 amino acids.